AUGGCAUCUAAUCCAUGGAGUCAUGUUGGCCUCAUACUUCAGAAUCUUUGUCUCACAGUCGGACCCCUGUUUUUCCUCAAUGGGAUUUUCCUCUGCUACACGAAUAUAAUCGAAACACACAGCUACACCCUCUCCCGCAUAAACCCCACCACCUACCCCCUAAUCGCCACCUCAGCAACACUCCUCCCCUUCACCCUCCUCACAUCCGGUUCUCUUCUCCAAAGCACAUCUGCAAUCGGCUUUACCCCAUUCUCCUAUCUGCCCACGGGCUCUCAUCUCGUCAUCGCGGGUUUAUGUUUCCAACUCCUCUCUAUGAUUUCUUUCGGUAUCUUGCAUGCAGAUUUCAAAAUCCAAGUUCGUGCUUUUCCGGAACAACUUAAUGCGUAUGCCGAAGAAACACGCUCUUCUCGUCGAUUUAUGUAUUUUUCCCUUGCGUUGCCGCUGGCGUUUUUGGGAAUAGGGAUUAGUGUUAUUUAUCGGAUGGUUGUUAUAGGACAAGGGUGGGGAAUGAGUUUUAUGAGGAAUGAGGUUGGGUUUGUUUGUUUAGAGGGCAUAACUGUGGCGGUUGCGGGUUAUGCUUUGUCGCUUGUGCAUCCGGGAUAUGUGUUUAGACCGUUGGAGUAUAUUAGUAAUAAGAGUGCAGAGAUGAUUGCUGAUGAGAAGUUGGAAGAGGCUUGGAAUUGA
Sclerotinia sclerotiorum 1980 UF-70 is the source of this 684-nucleotide messenger RNA. RefSeq lists its product as hypothetical. The record is from RefSeq and is a predicted model, not a curated record. Bases 1 to 684 code for a protein of 227 amino acids. Lineage: Eukaryota; Fungi; Ascomycota; Leotiomycetes; Helotiales; Sclerotiniaceae. Gene Ontology annotation, cellular component: plasma membrane; fungal-type vacuole. The transcript is spliced from 3 exons.